AUGGCACAGAACGAGAAUGAGAAUAGGAUAAUAACAUACAAAGUGUGUCUUAUAGGAGAUGGAGGAGUUGGAAAGACGACGUAUAUAAACAGAGUGAUUGAUGGAAGGUUUGAAAAAAGAUAUAAUGCCACGGUAGGAGCAACUAACAAUCCCGUGAGUUUCCGUGAUAACUAUAACAAUACAAUAUUGUUUGAUGUGUGGGAUACUGCUGGGCAAGAGAAGUAUGCAUUGCUGAAGGACGUGUAUUAUAUUGAUGCACAUGCAGCGAUAUUCUUUUUUGAUGUGACGUCAAGAGUGACAUGCCAGAAUCUGGGCAGAUGGGUUAGAGAGUUCCAAGCGGUUGCGGGGGAGAAUGUUCCAAUAAUAGUGUGUGCCAACAAGAUGGACUUGAUUAGUCAUCGAAAGGCAGGAAAGAAGCAGGUGGAGGAGUUCCUGAAGGGAAAGAUGUAUCGUUACUAUGAGAUCAGUGCAAAGAGCGAGCUGAACAUUAUACGUCCGUUUGUGGACUUGGCAAGACAGCUAACACGAAAUGCGAAUCUGAUAUUUGCAUCUAAUGUUGUGGAGCCAAGCGAUAUUAAUAGAUCGGAUGUUGAUUUUGAUCAGAGGGUGAUUGAGGAUGCGAUGAAUAUGCUUCCCGACGAAUACAGCCGCCAGCCAUGA
Messenger RNA from Ordospora colligata OC4, 660 nucleotides. Its product is annotated as GTP-binding nuclear protein. The record is from RefSeq and is a predicted model, not a curated record. Gene Ontology annotation, biological process: ribosomal subunit export from nucleus; protein import into nucleus. Gene Ontology annotation, cellular component: nucleus; cytoplasm. The transcript has a single exon. NCBI's taxonomy places the organism in Eukaryota, Fungi, Microsporidia, Ordosporidae. Bases 1 to 660 code for a protein of 219 amino acids. Gene Ontology annotation, molecular function: GTP binding; GTPase activity.